Molecule: messenger RNA, 1830 nt
Organism: Penicillium diatomitis
Lineage: Eukaryota; Fungi; Ascomycota; Eurotiomycetes; Eurotiales; Aspergillaceae
Product: putative mitochondrial DnaJ chaperone (Mdj1)
Exons: 7
Coding region: 1-1830 (609 amino acids)
Biological process (GO): response to heat; protein refolding
Cellular component (GO): cytoplasm
Molecular function (GO): heat shock protein binding; ATP binding
Source: RefSeq, a predicted model, not a curated record
AUGUUCGUUUCAGAAAGAAGCAAGUUCGAGGAGACUGGCGAGAGUAGUGGUUGCCUCGGGAGAUAUGAUGAACACGAGUUCCGCGGAACACCGCUCUCCGCGGUGCUCGAGUUUUUCCGAAGCCGAAGUGCGCGACUCCCGAGCCGCCUGGAAGCUUCUUCAGCUGGACCGGAUGAGCCUCUCGCAAAAGCCGGCCCAGAGACGACCUUUGCGAAUUUGUCUCUUUGUCCUCGCAUCUCUGCAACACCGCUGGAUGUGAAAUUCGAAAAUUCCAUGAACACAUCGGCCGCUUUCCCCAAGGCCGCGGGUCUUCCCGCACGCCUGCUGCGGGCACCUUCCACCUAUACGAAGCAGACCACAACCGGGCAACCGCUGUGCUCUGCCAAUUCGAGCCGGGGGUUCCAUACGCAUGUAGCGAAACCUCCUACUCGCCGGCUACGGGCGAGUGUCAACAAGAAAAAUGAAUUUGUUGCGCCGUUAGCUAGAGCGUUCCACACUACUGCUCCUCUCGCCGCAAUUCCGGAUCCUUACAAGGUUCUUGGAGUCGACAAAGGCGCCUCCGCAAGUGACAUCAAGAAGGCCUAUUACGGCAUGGCCAAGAAGUACCACCCGGAUACGAACAAGGAUGCCAAUGCAAAGGAGAAGUUUGCCGAGGCCCAAUCCGCGUACGAACUCCUAUCGGAUGCCAAGAAGCGCGAAAAUUAUGACAGAUUCGGCUCCGCAGCCUUCGACCAAAACGGCGGAUUUGACCCCAAUGCAGGCGGUAAUCCCUUCGCUGGCGCGGGUGGGGGGUUUGCGCAGGAUAUCAACUUCGAGGAUCUUUUCGGUGCAUUUGCUGGAGGUGGCCGCCGAGGAGCCCGGGGUCGACGAAACCCUUUCCAAGAACAGAUUCUCGUCGGCGAGGACAUCGAGGUGCAAAACAAUAUCUCGUUCAUGGAAGCUGCAAAGGGGACUUCUACAGAGAUCAAGAUCACUCCGCUCACUCAAUGUGGAACCUGUAAGGGCGACGGACUGAAAUCUGGGGCAAAGCGGUCCCAAUGCAAGCAAUGCAAUGGAUCUGGAACUCGUGUUCACUUCAUGCAGGGCGGUUUCCAGGUUGCUGCAACGUGCGAUGCCUGUGGGGGCGUUGGAAUGAUAGUUCCCCGCGGCUCUGAGUGUGGAUCUUGUCACGGAAACGGUGUUGUUCGGGAGAGCAAGACCAUCAAGGUUGACAUCCCUGCUGGAGUGGAAGAUGGCAUGCGAAUGAGAGUCAGCGGCGAGGGUGACGCGCCUCCCACAGGAACGUCUGCGGCUGCUGGCGCUCGCACUCAACGGGGUGACCUCUAUGUUACCAUUCGAGUUGCUCCCGACCACCGUUUCAGUCGUAACGGCUCUGACAUUCUUUAUACCGCCACACUUCCACUCACGACGGCCCUCCUGGGGGUCAAAGUUGCCACCGGUACCGGCACCGGUGACCGAAUUACACUGUCGGGCAUGGGCAUGAAGAAGCUUGGAGGCCGUGGCGGACGAUUCAGCCCAUCUGGUGACCUCAAAGUCGAAUUCAAGGUUGCCAUGCCUAAGUAUUUGACAGGCAAUCAACGGACUAUCUUGGAAGUGCUGGCCGAUGAGAUGGGCGACAAGACUGCCAAACGCACUAUGAAUUUCAGCAAGGAAAAAUCGCCCUCAUCGUCUGAUUCCGCCGCCGACGAGCACAAGAAUGAAGGAUUUCUGAAAUCUGUGUGGCACAAACUCACGGACAAGGCUUCUGAUACCCCCAAAUCCGCGAACUCCGGUACUGAAGACGCUGGCAAGGAUGGUGCCAGUAACGAUGACUCUAAGAAGUCUAAGUAA